AUGUUCUGCAAGGAAACAUACUUAGAAAACUAUAAAAAGAACAAAAGCCGACUAAGAGAAGUCACCCGAAAAUGCCUCAACCUAAUCGACUCCAAGUACCAGCACUUAACAUCGUUAAUACGAAAAAACAACACAAAUGACCUUUUGACAAGCUACCAAUUUAGUGACGAUGAAAUAAAAUUCGAUUCAGAUGAAAAUACACACAGUAGUGAUAUAUACUUCCAUGAAAGCACGUAUACAAAUAAUGACUUUAAAAAUUUGCUAGGAUGGGUACCCAGAAAUUUAGUACUGACAGAACCAAUCACCACAGACUCCAUCCCGUGUGCUUUUUUCUUUUCAAAAAAUGAUGAUAAACUAUCAACAGAUGAUAAAAUAAUUUUAUACCUACAUAAGUUUAAUGAGGAUUUAGGAACGAUAAUCCCAACGGUGAAUGCCCUACAUAAAAAAUUAAAAAUGAAUAUUAUUGCGAUGGAGUAUUCAGGAUAUGGGGUCAGUUUCAACAGGUAUGAACAGAAGCUUGUUUCAAUUGUGAACGAUUCAUUUACUGUUUUAAAAUUUAUUAUUAACUUUUUGAAAAUUCCUUGUAGAAAUAUAUACAUUUUGUGUUACGAUUUUUUGGCUAGCUGCGCUAUAGAGGUUGUAAAUCGAUAUGAAGACACGUAUGGCAAAAAGGAGCCCCUAGGUGGGCUGGUCCUUAUUAAACCCCAGCUACUGCAUGUUGUUAGCCAGCAUACAGCCCCAGCACCGUGUGAACAAGAUGAUAAUAUUGUGUUAGGGGACAGUGAUCCCAUCGGAGUUGUCGGAGGAAACAAAGAAUUUUCUGGUCCGUGUUCAGAUAACACUUUUGACGAGGCUGCGCAAGUUGGGCAAGGCAUCCUGGAGGGAGAGGUUCCACCUUGUGAGGACCUAGCACACUGUGAAGACGUCCCUAUCUGUGAUGGACAGACGACCAAGGAGACCCACUACGCGGUUUCCAACAAAUCAAAGCAGAAAAACUAUACAGUGACAACUCCGAAAGAAUUGUACCCCUCUCUCGGAUUUCAAAAAGAUGAGGAAGUGGUCUACAACGUGACGAGUAACAGUGUGAACAAAAACAAGUUUGCAAAAAAAGGAGUUCUUACCAUAGGCAGCAACUUAUGCAAUCGAGAGUGGAACGACGUUUCCGUAGGUACCAACUGUUACCAGUGUGGACAUGGGAUAAUUACUUGUGACAUGUCGUUAUUUUACAGCGAUAUUCAACCCCCCCCAGGGAGAGAAAAUAAUAACAUUCCUAACUCUCUAAUGAAAAGAAUAUUAAAAGAUACAUUUGAUAUAAAACACUCCAUAAAUUCAAUAAAAUCAAUUUCGUGUUCCAUUUUAAUUUUCCACCCUGAAAAUUAUUCAUAUAAAAAUUCGAGUUCAUAUAUUUUGCUGGACAAUGCGAAAGACUGUCACAGGAAGGCAGCGUUUUUAUUUGAUUUCAUGAACGAAGAUUUUAUCAAGGCCUUUAAGUGGUUCUUCUCAGAAAUAACCAAUUCGCAGAGGCAAGAAAAGCUAUUUAAAAAUUUGCUCUAUUUAUAUGAGCACCCGUCAUAUGACAUGAAGGACAAUGUUGGUACAAGUGGCGAGGUUGACAGGAAGAAACAAAGUCCUGUCAUUAAUAACGAACAUGGGGAAAACACACGUAGCGAUUUAGAUGAAAUAUGUAGCGGUAGUUUUGAGUCCACAUUUGACGAAAUUGCUGAUAGGAACUUUAACGAACCUCUUAGCAGUAGUGUGAGAAAUAGCUUCAUCCCCCAGGGGUGCAACUUAAAUGAUGCCCUAAGCGACAAUGAUGAUUCUCCUAAAUGUGAUACUCAUAGUUGUAGCCCUUCCAACAGCAAGAGUACCAUUAACUUACCUAACGAAAUUUUCGUAUGUCCAGAAAUGGUUCAGGAAGGAAUCCACUGCAAGCAGGGUGGCGUUGUGGGGACAUAA
This is a messenger RNA of Plasmodium fragile, 1956 nucleotides long. RefSeq lists its product as uncharacterized. The record is from RefSeq and is a predicted model, not a curated record. The transcript has a single exon. NCBI's taxonomy places the organism in Eukaryota, Apicomplexa, Aconoidasida, Haemosporida, Plasmodiidae. The coding region runs from base 1 to 1956 and encodes 651 amino acids.